AGGUGAAAGUCGCCAAAAGUGUUGUCAGCAGGGUUGCAUUCGCCUUCGUGUGAGAUCUGCUAUUGGAGGAAAGAACAUCAGAUUUGGGUGGGCCACGCGAGUAGGUGGCCGCGGCAAAACAUUUUUGGCGUUCGGAAUAUACAGCUCCUAGUGUGUGCGCUUUCUUAUUUCUAAAACAGGCUUUCAUCUAAUCCGCGAACUUGACGAGUAAUUUCGUGAAUGAUGUUUUUAUUUUGAUGACUUGCUACAAUUCCGAACUUAUUUGGCAUGCGAGACCAGCCUCGCGUGUUUGUAAUUCGAAGGAUUAGUUUUGAAAACAAAUAUAGGAAGUUAUUUAACCAUAACAAAAUUUUAAGCAAGAAUCACGGGAAAUUGCCUGUAUUGAUGAAUGGAAAGUUUAAUUAAUAAUUUUAAUACUGAUGAUGUACUUAGAGUCUCUUGGACAUUAGAAGGCAGGAUAAGAAAAGUGACAGCAAGGCGUAGGUAGCUACUAACACAUCAUCUGAUCAGUCAACGAUUAUGUGAAAAGCAAAAAUUUGCACAUUGGAUUAGCCAGCCCGAUCAUCUCAUGUUACACUUUAUCGAGCAUGCCUGGAGUGCUAUUGUAAAGGUGACGAUUUUGGAAAAGCGAACUGACCAGAUAUCGCCUAUAGGGCGUCACUGCAAAUACCUGGUUAUUUGUGGUGCUUGGUUUGGAAUUACCUUUUCACAAAUCAACUCAGGAGAAGAAGUAUCGCCUUUUUCAUCCAAUAGGUUUUUCUCAAAAGUGUAUUGAGAAAGUGACUAUUAUGAUUUCUAAGCAAGAUUGGCACAAUUUGUUUGUUGCUACAUUAGUGGUGAUAUGUUUAAUAAACUAUGGCUCUGCUUGCCCAAGUGUAUGCACUUGCAAGUGGAAAAAUGGCAAACAAACUGCUGAAUGUACUGGCAAAGGCCUGACAGUUAUACCUGCUGAUUUAGACGUAACAACGCAGGUGAUAGAUAUUAGUAGAAAUAGCUUCACAGAACUUACAAGCCGCUCAUUUCAACAAAAAGGAUUAGUUAAUUUGCAAAAAAUCUUCAUCUCUGACUGUAGCAUAGCUAGCGUCUCUCGAGAUGCAUUUUAUCAGUUGCGAAAUUUGAUUGAAUUGGAUUUAAGUGGAAAUAAAUUGCAAAAUAUUCCUACUGAUGCGUUGCAAGACUGUCCAAACUUAAGACGGCUGCAACUUGCGCACAAUCCAAUUAGCCAAAUUGAUGGCGGAGUAUUUUCUUCAUUGUCUCAUCUGACUAACUUAGGACUUGCCAACUGUUUCAUAAAAAACUUAUAUCCUGGAGCUUUAGAUGGUUUGGAUAAUUUAGAGUAUCUCGAGUUGAAUGGCAAUCAACUCACUACAUUGUCCAUUGAUGUUUUUAAAGGUUUAACAAACAUGAACGAUCUUAAUUUACAUAAUAAUCCAUGGUACUGUGAUUGUAAAAUUCGAGAUAUCAGAACAUGGAUGAUUCAGCAAAAGAUUCCUCUAUCUGUACCACCUCAAUGCGAAGCUCCAGCAUCCUUAAAAAGUCUAUCUUGGAAUUCAAUGUCUUUAGAAGAUUUCGCAUGUGCUCCUAAAAUGGUUCGAGUAUCUAUCGAAACAACUGCCAUUGUUGGCCACAAUGCGUCCAUCCUUUGUCAAAUAGAUGCGACUCCUAAAGCUUUUGUAUAUUGGGAAGCUGGAGGAAAAAGCUUAAAAAACUUGAGCACAACUCCAGAAUUGAAAGCAAAAUACUUUAUCGAAAAUGAUAUCGCCCCCAGGCAAUCUAGCAUUUUGCAUAUAUAUCAUGCAGCUGAGAGUGAUAGUGAUAUAUAUGCUUGUUUCGCAGAAAAUAAAGCAGGUACAGCUUCUAUGAACUUCACAUUAACUGUAGUUUAUCCUGACCAUUUGAGUGGCUCGUGGAGCAGUUUAUCCAUCACACUACUUCUUGUAGGCAUCGUUUUUGUUAUUAUUUUAUCUGCCGCCGCAAUAUGUUUUCUAGUUUAUCAUCCAUUUCCAUUCUCAUUUGGGAGUAAAAUAAACCGAAGUAAUGUUCUGCAACACCUGUCAGCUAAGAAACAGGAUACCGUUGAAAUGAAUGACAUAAGGCAAGAUAAAGAAGAGAAGGAUCUCAAAGUAACAGAUAAGCAACCACGACAUGAAACGGGGAGUAGCGGCUAUGGAUCUGAUCAACUGACGCCCGAUCUAGUGAGCAAAAUAACAGAUAUGAAUAAUGGCCCUUCCUUAUCAACCUCUACGGUCAGUUGUAAUCAUCUAGAUUCAGAGAACCCCGUGCUUAUUGAUGGAUAUGGAUCAAAUAUCGACCACUGGCCUCUGUCGAAAAGUAAGCCCACUCCGAGAUACGAUGGAUCUCCUAUACGAAAUAAUGUUUACUCGGAAAUAUACCUGAAUCCUUGCUAUGGUAAAGAGGAUGAUCCCUAUAAUUAUGCUCUACAAGCUGCGGGUGUUCACCAAUUACCACCUGACUGCACUGUUGACAGAUACUUACCUCAAAACGACAGGGUCCGAGAUUUGAGAAAUGGUUAUGAUUAUGCAAGUCGAGAGGAUAUAUCUUCAGCAUCUGGUCAUGAUGACACAUUGAAGCGAUUCCCGCUGGUUGUUGCAAAUGCUUCUGGUCACUACACAUUGCCACCAAAAACAAGAUUUUCUCCUGAUGAAGGCUAUGCUGAGGAAGGUCUUGAGGGUACUGAAGUAUAAAACUCUAACAGUUAUCCUCAUUGUGAAAAUACCCAACUGGUAUAUAACAGAGUCAUCACAUUACAAAAUAAGUCACUAAUUUCUUAAUGGACGAAAAACAUUGAUCCAUUUAAUUCUUCCCAGUAUUACAUCUGUCAUUCUUAAUUUUUAAUAUGUGUUACUAUAAUUUUUUUCUUUUAUAAUGAAAGCAUAUUUUAGUCCUUAAAGAUAAAAAAGAUGUCCUCAAACUUUUAUACUAUAAAAAUGAUGGCGAUUCUUGACUUUUUAUCAAUGAACUUCAAAAAUAAGUUCCAUUAUUUUGAAUGGCUAUUACAUUUUAUACACAAACCAGAAAACGUGUAUAGUUAUGGUUUAAUUUAUUGAUGUUGCCCGUGAAACUUUAAGCUGGAGCUGAUAUACUAAUUGUUUACAUGAAACCAUUAAUAUUUUGUAUGAAAAAUGGUAUGAAAAUAUAUUUGUUGUAUGCUAUGUACAAGAAUGUAGAGAAAUUUUCCAAUAAUCUACACGUAACAAGCAUCUGUGCUUUGUAAAGAUAUUUUUAUGACUGAAAAUGUUAGAUGGUGUUAUUCACAAAAAACGUGAACUUUUUUUCAAUUUAGAUAACGCCAAUUGAAAUUAAAUAUAUUUUGUGUUAUAAAAUAGAACACAGUUUAAUGUAUCAUCAAAGAAAAAUAAGAUAAAAAGCUUGUUUGGAAUCUUAGGGAAAUCAGAUGUUCUAUUACAGCUGAAGUUAAGAUGUUGCUACCUUUUCUCAGAAAUUAUUGAAUCAAA
Messenger RNA from Parasteatoda tepidariorum (common house spider), 3476 nucleotides. RefSeq names its product leucine-rich repeat, immunoglobulin-like domain and transmembrane domain-containing protein 2. Gene Ontology annotation, cellular component: plasma membrane. Gene Ontology annotation, molecular function: protein binding. Lineage: Eukaryota; Metazoa; Arthropoda; Arachnida; Araneae; Theridiidae. The record is from RefSeq and is a predicted model, not a curated record.